GUGCGCGCGACUGCAGAAAGAGUUAGACCGAACAGCGCGCUCCCGUAGCUGCGCGUCGCUUAUUUGGAUAGUUUAGUAACCAGAAAUCCCCCCAUGGGAAUAAAUCCAUGUUCUUACACACGUAUGGACGACGGAGAGUGAAGCAUUUGGCAAACAUGGAGGCGACUUUGAAGUACAGGUUUUUUCACGACUAGUUGGAAUCUUAAAGUGGGUUCCGGUAGCGAUAUUUUUUUCUGUCAGGAAGUUUGACGUAUUCGGCUGAAGAUAUUUGUUACUUUGUUUUGGUUCGGGGGAAAGUUGUGGACUGUCGUUGACUAACAGAAGCAGCGCGACGACUCUGUGACUCUGAGAAAAGACUAGGUUAAAGUUAGUUUGGAGCUCACGCGAACACUUAAGGAACCGUAAUAUAAGAGUCCGAAGCUGCAAAGUUUAAACAUCGAUGGAGUUUAUCCAACUUCGCUUCGCUUGACAUAAUACAUCGAGGUUAUAUGUAUAAUACAUGUAUUUUUUUCUGCCAGUGUCAUUUCAGUCACUUUUGGCUAAAUGGCUGAACUCCAUCAUGUCGCGCGCUAAAUUCUACUUUUUUUAUAGGCCCAUAUGCAUUCUUAUCUGUUUAUAAAUCCUAUUAAAUCUGCAAUGCGAUGCAGUUUAUUCAAAAGUAAAGAUAUCUGCAGCCUAGACUGUUUUGGACUCUAACCUGGCAACACAGAGAAGGAAAAUCUGCAAACCUAGCAGGAAGAUAGACUAUCAAAAUCACGGAAAUCGUUCGGUCUUUUCCUCUGGCGAAGCCGUUACUUACAGAUGGAUUUCAUACAGGCCACACGGUUACUGUUACACCUUGUUUGCUAGUCUUUAGUUCGUAUUUUAUGUGAUAAAUAUCCUUGUCCUGCAAGUCCGAAAGCGUUGGUAACGUGUGUGGCAAAUGUGAAAAUGUUUUGGAAAUUUAAGUUUUCCAAAGAUCCGAGGCUGCAGGGGAGCAGAGGUUUGCCUUUGGGCCACAGCUGGAGUUGCCUAAUGUAGGCUUUUUUUCAGUGGAACAAUUUCUCUGUAAAACGCACAGCUGUCUGAUGUGUUUGUUUUACAACCUGGAAAUUAUCCGUUUUUGUGAGUGCUUUAAUUUCCCGUUGAAGAAGAGUUACCUGGGGGGUCAGCCCCACCAUGGCGCCCCCGCUCUCACACACGCUCUCCGGUGUGUCGGUCUGAGAGCCCCGAUGGACGUGAGCAACGGCUGGACCUUCUGCGUCAUCCCUGCCGCGAGACAUUGGUGACCUGAGUCAGCUGCACGCGGGACAAGCGGUCUUGUCGUGACGAAGGUCAUCAAGGCAACAGGCUGUGGGUCAAUUGGCUCACCACAGACAGGUCUCUGAAGACUGGUUUGUAGACCACGUACGCAAACAUCACAGCAAUGAAUGAGAGGCAGGCUCUCCACUCUAUAAUGAAGGACCUGGUUGCCCUUCAGAUGACGCGGCGCCAGCCUGUGUUAUCGCAUGACAGCGGCAAACCCAAGACACCGGCCCAGACCAAUAGACAGGACGAUGUCAGGAUAAAGUUUGAGUUCUCAGGAGAGAGGAGAAUCCUGAUGUUUGGACGGCCUGUGCAGUUUGAGGAAAUCCAGCAGAAAGUCAAGACUGUGUUUGGCCAGCUGCUAGACCUGCAUUAUAUGAACAAUGAGUUCCUCAUUAUAUGCUUCUUUAAACCUCAUGUUCUGUUCUCCUCGUUCCAACUGCAGGCCUCCUCCCCCUCUAUCCACAUGCCGUCUAAGCAGGUGAGGAUCAAAUCCUCCCAUUCUACCGGAGACGUUAGCACGGUGUACCAAUCCUCCGAGCCCAGGGGGCGCCACUUAUCAACUGGUUCUCAGAACACGGGGCGUAGCUCGCCACCUCCUGGCUACGUGCCUGAACGCCAGCAAAGGAUCGCCCGCCAAGGUUCAUACACCAGCAUAAACAGUGAGGGGGAGUUCAUCCCAGAGACCAGCGAUCAGUGUGUGCUGGAUCCCUGGAGCAGCGCAGAAAACUCUGUCUCUGGAAGCUGUCAGUCUCUAGACAGCAACUCAGACAGCCCCUCACUGAGGAAGUCUCGCAUGCACAGAGCCAAGAGUUACCCUGAUAACCGCCAGGAGUGCUCAGACCGGGAGAAUCAUGUGUAUGACAGAAUAGCAGGUAAAGGAGGCACCUAUCCUCGUAGGUACCAUGUCUCCCUGCAUCAUAAGGACCACAGUGAAGGUCGUCGGACGUUUCCGCGGAUCCGUCGCCCCCAGGGGAACCUGUUCACUCUGGUGCCCUCACGCCGGUCGCUCAAUGGCAGCGAGGAGAGUGUGGGCAGCUGGCAGCUGGUCGACGCUCAGGGCAGGCUCCGUCCCCAAGAUCGUUCUGUCGCGCAUAAGUCUCCCAGUGCUCCAAUGACAUGGCGGCGGGGGAAGCUUCUGGGCCAAGGAGCGUUUGGUCGGGUUUACUUGUGUUACGAUGUGGAUACUGGGAGGGAGCUGGCUGCCAAGCAGGUCCAGUUUGAUCCUGAGAGUCCUGAGACCAGCAAGGAAGUCAGCGCUUUGGAGUGCGAAAUCCAGUUGCUGAAAAAUCUGCAUCACGAGCGCAUUGUCCAGUACUACGGCUGUCUGAGGGACCACAAUGAGAAGACCCUCACUAUUUUCAUGGAGUACAUGCCGGGGGGUUCAGUUAAAGACCAGCUGAAGGCCUACGGGGCGCUGACAGAGAAUGUGACCCGGAAAUACACAAGACAGAUCUUGGAGGGCAUGUCCUAUCUGCACAGCAACAUGAUUGUACACCGGGACAUCAAAGGUGCCAACAUCCUGCGGGAUUCAGCAGGCAACGUGAAGCUCGGCGAUUUUGGUGCCAGCAAGAGACUGCAGACCAUCUGCAUGUCUGGCACCGGCAUCCGCUCUGUGACCGGCACCCCCUACUGGAUGAGCCCGGAGGUGAUCAGUGGAGAGGGCUAUGGCAGGAAGGCUGAUGUCUGGAGCCUUGGAUGUACAGUGGUGGAGAUGCUAACAGAAAAGCCUCCGUGGGCUGAAUACGAGGCCAUGGCGGCCAUAUUCAAGAUUGCCACUCAGCCCACCAACCCACUGCUGCCCUCGCACACCUCCGACCAGGCACAGGACUUCAUUAGCUGCAUCUUUGUGGAGGCCAAGCACAGGCCCAGUGCUGAGGAGUUGCUCAGACAUCCCUUCUCCCAGAUUAUGUGUUAAAACCUGCCGGGUUUUCUGAACUUUAACCACAGAGAAGUAGCUUCUUUUAAACUUAUUCGUGGCAGAAAAAGGGACAUGGAACUGGUCUAGAAGUCAGUGUUAAACCCACUGAACCUCUGCCACCAUUCAGAUACUCCUCUCACACAAA
Messenger RNA from Etheostoma cragini (Arkansas darter), 3350 nucleotides. It is a transcript of the gene map3k3, whose product is annotated as mitogen-activated protein kinase kinase kinase 3. NCBI's taxonomy places the organism in Eukaryota, Metazoa, Chordata, Actinopteri, Perciformes, Percidae. Gene Ontology annotation, molecular function: ATP binding; protein kinase activity. The record is from RefSeq and is a predicted model, not a curated record. Gene Ontology annotation, biological process: protein phosphorylation. The transcript has 17 exons. Bases 1406 to 3202 code for a protein of 598 amino acids.